Messenger RNA from Paramecium sonneborni, 114 nucleotides. Lineage: Eukaryota; Ciliophora; Oligohymenophorea; Peniculida; Parameciidae. The record is from the annotation of a GenBank genome assembly.
AUGUUUAAAAUUAUUUCUGUGAUAUUGCAGAAAAUAAUUGUAAAAAUUAUUCUGGAAUUUUUUCUAAUUGUGCAGAUAAUCAAAAUUAUGCAAUCAGAUUAAGCAGAUCAUUGA